Messenger RNA from Cryptococcus deneoformans JEC21, 2371 nucleotides. RefSeq names its product Catalase A, putative. Gene Ontology annotation, biological process: hydrogen peroxide catabolic process; response to oxidative stress. The record is from RefSeq and is a predicted model, not a curated record. Bases 114 to 2258 code for a protein of 714 amino acids. Gene Ontology annotation, cellular component: cytosol. Lineage: Eukaryota; Fungi; Basidiomycota; Tremellomycetes; Tremellales; Cryptococcaceae. Gene Ontology annotation, molecular function: catalase activity; heme binding. The transcript is spliced from 9 exons.
CCAUCUUUUCCCAUAUAUAUAUAAGAACGACAAAAUGCAGAAGCAGCCAAUAAGUGUCCUCCCAUUUGUUUCCUGCAACAUCUUUUAACAACCGCGAUUCUAAGCCUGUCAAUAUGGCACAAAUGCUGAAUCAAGCCGUUACUGCCGUUACUGGCGAUGCUAAAUAUCGCCAAAUGGCCGAGAACACCAUCGAACAGACCAGCAAGACUCCAUUGACGACUUACUUUGGAGUGAAAGUCCCGGAAACUGAUGUUGCGUUGCGAGCUGGUGCCAGGGGACCCACUCUCCUUGAAGACUUCCAUAACCGAGAGAAGAUCCAACAUUUUGAUCAUGAACGCAUUCCCGAGCGAGUUGUGCACGCUCGUGGCUCUGCAGCUCAUGGAGAGUUCAAAUUGCAUACUCCUCUGACCGGCAUCACUACUGCAAAGGUUUUGACCGAUACCAGCAAGGUCGUCCCUGCAUAUGUCAGGUUCAGCACGGUCGUUGGUUCACGAGGCAGCGCUGACACCGUGAGGGAUGUCCGUGGCUUUGCCACUAGGUUUUAUACCGACGAAGGUAACUGGGAUCUCGUGGGCAACAACAUCCCAGUCUUCUUCAUCCAAGAUGCUAUCAAAUUCCCUGAUGUUAUUCACGCCCUUAAGCCCGAGCCUCACAAUGAGAUGCCUCAAGCCCAAACUGCACACGAUAACGCUUGGGACUUUAUCUCUCUUCAUCAGCAAGCUACUCACAUGCAGCAGUGGGUCACCUCCGACAGGGCUAUUCCUCGAUCCUAUCGUAUGAUGCAAGGUUUCGGUGUUCAUACCUUCAGACUUAUCAACGAGGAAGGCAAGAGCACAUUUGUCAAGUACCAUUGGAUUCCUCAUCUCGGCAUUCAUUCUCUAGUGUGGGAUGAGGCCCUCAAGAUUGCCGGACAGGACCCGGACUUCCAUCGAAGGGAUCUCUGGGACGCAAUCGAAGCCAAAGCAUACCCCAAGUGGGAAUUGGGCGUACAACUGAUCAAAGAGGAAGAUGAACACAAGUUUGACUUCGACAUUCUAGACUCAACCAAGAUAAUCCCUGAGGAACUCGUACCUGUUCAGAAGAUUGGGACUUUGACGCUCACUCGCAACCCUGUCGAUUUCUUUGCUGAAGUAGAGCAAGUGGCCUUCUGUACACAACACAUCGUUCCAGGCAUGGACUUUACCGACGAUCCUCUUCUUGCUGGCAGGAACUUCUCCUAUGCUGACACUCAAAUUUCACGUCUGGGCACCAACUGGCACGACCUCCCCAUCAAUAGACCUAUUUGCCCCGUCAUGACGAACUUCCGUGAUGGGCAAAUGAGUAUGUUCAGCAAGACCAACAGGACACCCUACCACCCCAACAGGCACGAUAGCCUUCCACUUACGUCUUCCAAUAAUGGUGGCUUCCAAAGCUAUCGUGAGAAGAUAUCCGGUGUUAAAGAGCGGCUCAAUGGGCCCAAGUUCCAGGAAUUCUACUCGCAAGCAACCCUUUUCUGGAACUCAAUGUCCGAGACGGAGAGGGAGCAUAUCAUUGCCGCGUACAACUUCGAGUUGUCACACUGCGCGGAAGACAUUGUCAUUCAAAACGUCAUCAAUAGCCUCAAUGAAAUCGACCACGGGCUUGCUACUUCGGUUCACGCUACCUUCCCUCACCUUACUUUGCCUGAGGCCAAACCCACCCACAAUAAGAAGUCUGAAUAUCUGUCGCAAAUCAAUGGCAAGCACCAAGUCUUCACGGCUUCUGGGAGAAGGAUUGGUAUUUACCUCGUGCCCGGGUACACCUACUCGCAAGUUGUACCUUUGCUUGCUGCUUUUGAAGCGGAUGGAUGUAUGGUGAAAUUUAUUGGCCCUACGCUUGGUCCAAUCAAGGCUUCAAAUGGUCAGUCAUUCACCGCCGAAUUCACGUUCGAAGGCUGUCGCACUACCUUCUUUGACGCUAUUGUCUUCGUCGGCGGUCCCGAUGAUUCCUUCAUCGCGAAGCUCAAGAUUGGCCGACUUAUUCAUGCAGCAAGGGAGGCUUAUAUGCACCUUAAACCCAUUGGCGUACUUGGCAAUGCUACCCAAUGGAUGGUAAACACUUGCUUGCCUGGAGAUUUCAGCGAGAAGACCAAGACUGAGUCAAGUGUCGUUGUGGAAAACGGUGUCGUCUUCGCCCCUGGUGACCCAACCCUCCAUUCCAUUAAGUUUGCUAAGCAAUUCUUGGAGGGGGUCGCCCACCACCGUGUCUGGGACAGGCAAGUUGCGCACAUUGCUGCAUAGGCGGUUGAUUUCAAGAAUCGUUGUAUGUCCCAGUAUGACGAGUGUAGUACUAGUAUGCGUGUAUUGAGUUUAGUAAUAGUAUGCGUGUAUUGACUUUAGUAAUAGUAUGCGUG